UCAAAGAUAAACAUGACAUCUAGAAGCCUUUUUGGAUGCUCAGUUGUCAUGGAGGACAUAUCUACAGACUGGUAAGGGAGUGACCAGACAACAAGUCAGAGGUGGAAGGAUAUGAGUGUAGCUGAUGUCAGUGUACAACAUCAUUCAGUGCAACAAAAAUAUUAGCAAUAAAACAUCUGGUUGAAAUACUUCAUGGGCUGCUGUCUGAUAAAAUCUUCUUUGAAUUCGCUGUGGGUUUUAUUCUACAAGGUUCCUCUCUUCGGGAAAAAGAGUUUCGCUGUAUAAAUUACAUUCAAAUAUCUGUCGGUAAAUACUCGCCCAGUAAAAACAUCUGCCACCCGUGACAAGCGUGACCUGCCUGGUAAUCUUUCAUGCAAAUACAAAAAAAAAACAAAAAAAAAACAAAAACAAAAACAAAAAACCAACCACGUCUUAAUAAAAUGUUAAAUCUGGCGGGCUUUUAUUAUUGAGCAUUGAGUAAGAGUACUCUGUCGCUAGUAUGACCAGUGAAACAAGAGAGUUUUAGUAGUUUUGUUUCGUUUUUGGUGAAGAGAUGAAAAGCUGUUAAUGGAAUGGGAAACUGGAGACACUCGCCAGCGGCUUUAAAAUAGUCCCGCAGAGAACCUGUGACAAGAUACUGCAGUGGACACAGAAUAAGUUUCCAAGGAUUGCUUCUUUUGUCACAUGCAUCUGCCCCCAGUUACCACGAGUGAAGGUUAUUACAUUGUAUGCAAAAUAAACUAGAAGUAUCUAACCUUGACAUUGCCUCAGUUUUUCGUGAUUAUUUUUACUUACCAAAUAAAGAUAGGACGACUUCUGUUAAGACUGCCAGGAGCAUCUAUAAGGCUUUGCUUUGGUGGUCUGUUUUUGAAGAGAGCUUGCUCAUAUUUAUGAAUACAUUCAACAAGUACACUAUGAAGAUACACAAGGCGCAGAAAAUGUGGCCUGCUGUACACCUUGUGUUUGUUUUGCUCGUGUACUGGGCAGUUUGUUCACAACAAGAAACAUGUACCGACUUGAACUUUUAUCCUCACAGGAAUGAUGUUUUAUAUGUUAAUGAAAAUGACUUUGUCAACUUGACAUUCUGGUUUAACGUGUCGGCAUGUAACCAGACAAAUAUUGUCCAUAAAGUGACAGUUCAUACGAAGACAACCACCGGCAUUGAGUAUGACGGGGCAGUAACAUACAAUAAUGGCAAGUGCACUGGACGACAGUCUAUUCAGUGUAUCACCCCAACAGGCCCAGCAACGUUGUACAAACAAGUGAAUCGAUCUCAUCUGCUAAUCGAAUUGGAAUUUUCGUCACCACCUUCUGAUGAUUUGAUAUCAUUACAAAAGAAGCUCAAUGUUUUGUAUCCACCAGAUGUCACAAGUCUCACUGUGAAUGGAAGUGAGGUCAGUGGUAACUACCUGAUUGAUGAAUUCCAAGAGGUUAGCAUCUCCUGCACCUUUGACCCAGGAAACCCACCUGGUAAAUUCUUCUUGUUUGAUAAAACUGGAAAUGAAAUAAAAGCUACUAGAGGUGAAGACUAUCUCAACCUUUCCCUGACACUCCGGUGUGAACACGACUGGCCCACAGUCCGAUGUGAGGGAAGCGGCUCGAAAACUAAUAAGUCUGUGUCUUUCCUUGUCAGAUGCGCAGAACUGAAGUUUACCCAUCUUGGAGAAAACAUUACUUCGAUUUCUGUAAACAAGUUUGUCAGCGUGACCUUCGCUUUAAACGUUUCAGCAUGCGAUCUGCCGAGAAGAUUGUACACAAUAAAAGUGGGAACAAGAACAAUCGCUGGAAGUCUCGAGUACGACGGGUCGAUUACAUUUUUUGAGACAAGCAGAUGCUCUGAAACACUUAACACUUCAGUUCGUUGCACUACUCCAGCAGGUCCAGCAGAACUCUACAGAGAAGUAAACAGAUCUCACGUGCAAAUCGAGUGGAAGUGGCAGUGGAAAAACUUGCAGUCGAGUAGAUAUUUGAACAAUCAAAAAGAGCUGAAACUCAAUGUGUUGUAUCCACCCAGUGUUACAAGUCUGACAAUGAACGGACUUGAAGUCAACGGCGAUCAUCUCAUUGACGAGGGUGAGAUCAACAUUUCCUGCUCAUUCGACCAAGGGAAUCCGCACUCUAACUUCCUUCUGCUGAGUGAACAGGGGAAAGAAAUGAAUGCUUUGCGAGCAGAAAAAUAUCUUAACGGUUCACUAUUAAUCAGCUGUCACUUGGACUGGCCAACCAUCCGAUGUGAAGGAAACGGUUCAAACGUGAACAGAUCUGUUAGCCUGCUUGUCAGGUGUUGUCCCCAAUUUAAAAGCAAGUACCCAAAGGUCACCACAAAUAAAACUCAUGAGAACUGGACAUUUCACGUCAGGUCUCACGCAAAAGAAAUCAAGAAUUGUUUGCUGACCCCGAUGUCAUUAAAGGAGAACGCAAGCAAGGACGUAAACUGCACGCUGAUUGGUGAUCCGCCUGAAAUGCUGUUAACCGUUGCUCUAGACAAGGAAGAUAUCGAGAAGGAAAGAAAGUGGGCUCUAAAAUUCAGCAAUGAAAGAGGAUUUUCAGACCCUUUGGUUUUCAGAAUAGUGUCUCGUAAGUAUUUACUUCCCCAUUAUGUUAUUAAAAGAUAAAUUUAAAGCUGUUGUUCUUUAAACGAUCUUAACACAUUCUUAAGGAAAGCUAAACAAUUUUUAUGCGACUUUUAGGCAAAUUUUAACGUUCUUAGCAAAGUGAGAGCCUUAACACACAUCGCCUGAUUAAUAUAAAGAAGCUGCAACGACUCUUUAGGAUAAUAUAUGUUUAAUGUAAAACUGAAACAUUUAUAGGAAGCGUUAGUUUUAUUUUUUUUUAAAAAAAAAAGAUUAAUUCAUUAAUUUGGAUGUUUUUGAAUUUGAUCAAGUACAUAUGCAAGCACACAAAAAGUCAUAACACCAGUCAUUUCUAAAUACUGAAGCUUUUAAUAUAUUUAUCACAAAUAUUCUAAUAGUAUUUAAUAUGUUUCGCUAUCCAUUAUAUAUUACUAUUCGCAGCCUUCUCCUUACAGUGAAAAAGCCAGUGCCCUAGUUGAGCGAAACUAUAGUAACUAUUUAUCUCUAGGUGUAAUUCAAAAGAAAAUAAUCUAAGCAUCAAAUACCCAUUAAUACUUUGAAGCAAAAAGAUAUUAUUUCCAGAAAAAACCACAAUCCCACCCGAUAUCUUUUUUGAAAGUAUGUAGCCUGGGAUCUUUGGUGUAAGAUUAGGAUCCACUUUGCGUCCUGGUUUUGGGUGUGUUGAAUUUGAUGCUAAUUCAUAUUUUGAUAUAAAUAUCCAGUUUCAUCUCUCGUCGCUGGCUCAGACACGGUGAAGCUGAGCAUCUUCGCAAAAACAAAAACAAAAAAAAUCCGUUUGCAUUUUGACGUGCGGCAGAAAUAUAUUUUCCUGACACACCUUCGCGUGCAGCCAUUGAUGACAAGUUAUUGUCGCUUACGUUUUCAAUAAAUUUCUUAAAGUGUCAUUUGCAAAGAGGAAGGAACGACUUGUGACAGGUGAGUUUACGCAUCAUGAAUAUUCGAACUUACAGUAUAUUGAAUUGUAAGGAAUUCACAGGUAGAUGCACCCACUUCUUCAUUAAUUUAUUUAUCUAUCAGUGCACAAAUCAACACAACCAGACAGACAUUAUUCAUGACUGACGUUUGUUUUUUGAGAUAAUGUUCUUUGUUAUCAUUAACUAUUUAAAGUUUUAUUUAAAUAACACCUUAAUGUUAACAACCACAUCAUUGUGUAAAUCUGUUUAGGAAAGUGUCACAUUUAAAGGUGAGUUGCAAGUGAUUAUGUCCGUAUAUAUUUUAUGCAUUUUUCAUGUUUUAUUCAGUUCAGAAGAUUUUUGAGUUUGUUUUAUUUAGUGUAUUAUUAUAUUGUAUAUGUACAUAUUAUCCACAGCUCUGAUGUCACUGCCCUGACAAAAACUCCACAGAUGGCAGUUGUACAAUGUUUCGUUCAGUAUGUGGUUAAGUAAAGCAAUCUGUUAAAAA
Molecule: messenger RNA, 3995 nt
Organism: Pomacea canaliculata
Lineage: Eukaryota; Metazoa; Mollusca; Gastropoda; Architaenioglossa; Ampullariidae
Exons: 7
Coding region: 729-2615 (628 amino acids)
Source: RefSeq, a predicted model, not a curated record